This is a messenger RNA of Aureobasidium melanogenum CBS 110374, 3735 nucleotides long. RefSeq lists its product as uncharacterized. Lineage: Eukaryota; Fungi; Ascomycota; Dothideomycetes; Dothideales; Saccotheciaceae. Gene Ontology annotation, cellular component: cytoplasm. Gene Ontology annotation, molecular function: mRNA binding; protein binding. The transcript is spliced from 3 exons. The record is from RefSeq and is a predicted model, not a curated record. Gene Ontology annotation, biological process: intracellular distribution of mitochondria. The coding region runs from base 1 to 3735 and encodes 1244 amino acids.
AUGGCUGCGGACAGUGAGACGAAAGCUCAAGAGGCUCAGAGCAAUGGAGUAGAACAGCACGAGGCUCAGGAUGGCCAGCAGGUUGAGCAAGAGCAGGAGCAACCAGUCGAGAAUGUCUUCCAGCUCACCAUCCACCUACCUCAUGCUCCUGGACAAUGCCAAAUCAUGGUCAGCCACCUCGAGCAAGUCCAAGACAUUCGCCAAUCCAUCAUCGACCUCCCCUUCACCUUCCAGUACACGUGCUUCCACCUCGAGCACAAGGGCAAGCGCAUCAACGACUUUGUCGAGCUCUCCGAAGUGCCCGACAUUCAGCAAGAUCCCGAGCUCCACCUCGUCGAGGACCCUUACACCGAGACACAGGCCCGCAUGCACUUUGUGCGCAUCCGCGAAUUGAUUGGUGCAUCUGGUGACCGUACCGACCUGUUGCACGGUAUUGACGCUGGUCUUUCGCUACACGACCACAUCAUCAAGCCCACUCCUGCCGAUCAGCCCGAAGCUCCUGCUAGCGAGCAUGCCAUGGUCGACUACGACCUUGACGCCCGCGGUUCCGUAAAGACUCUUCUUUCGCCCUCGCCUGCCAACGCUCCCAAGACAGUCAAGUCUCUGUCCUUGUCUGCAUGGAACCCCGCUCCUUACCACCUGCGCCAAAAGGGUCACCUCAUGUAUCUCCUUGUUUCCACCCUCGAGGGCGAGCAGUUCCACAUCACUUCGCACGUCUCCGGUUUCUUCGUCAACAAGUCGACAAACAACAAGUUCGAUCCCUUCCCUCGUACCGCUCCCAAGCCUCAUUCUGCACACUCGCUCCUCACUCUGUUUGGACAAAUCUCGCCUUCUUUCAACGAUGCUUUCCGUAGCCUGCAAGAGUACAAUGGCCAGCGUGACCCUCUGGCCGCUUUCCAGCUCGCCAAUGCUGUUCCCGCUAGCCCAUGGGUUGUUUCGCCCAACUCGGCCUCUUUGACAAGUCAUGUUGCCGAUGCUGCUCGUACUCAGGAGAGUUACCUCCUUGCUGGUCCCGAAAAUGCAGAGACUCUUCGCGACUGGAACGAAGAAUUCCAAUCGACCCGCGAGCUUCCCAAGGAGAAUGUCCAAGAUCGCGUUUUCAGAGAGAGACUGACCGCAAAACUCUUCGCCGAGUACAACGAGGCUGCCGUUAGAGGCGCUGUUCUUGUUGCUCGUGGAGAGGUUGCUCCUCUCAACCCUACCGAGCCUCGCGACGCCCAGAUCUUUGUCUACAACAAUGUCUUCUACUCUUUUGGCGCCGACGGCGUCGGCACUUUUGCCGCUGAUGGUGGUGACGAGGCUGCCCGUGUUGCCACCGGUAAAGAUAUCAUGGGUGUCAAGGCUACUAACCAGCUCGACAUUUCUGGCAUUUUCACUCCUGGAACCGUUGUUGUCGACUACCUUGGCAAGCGUCUCGUCGGUCAAAGUAUUGUACCGGGCAUCUUUAAGCAGAGAGAGCCUGGUGAGCAUCAAAUCGACUACGGUGGUGUUGAGGGUAGAGACGUUAUCGCCGAGAAUGACGACUUCAAGCAGCCAUUCGCUGAACUCAGCAAGGCUUUGCGUGUAAAGAGCCACCCUGUCUGGGACAAGGAGAACAAGAGACACGAUCUUGAGGCUAGUGUUGAGACCAAGGGCCUGCUUGGUACUGACGGCAGAAAGUACAUUCUCGACUUGUACCGCAUUACUCCUCUGGAUGUUGCUUGGCUCGAAAAGUACCGUAAGGAGAACUCUGGUGAUGAUGACAACUACCCUCACAGAAUGGCUGUCCUCCGCCCUGAAUUGGUCGAAUCAUACUGGAGACUGAAGCUUCGCGGGUAUGUUCAGGCCGAGGUCCAAAAGCGCCGUGAGGCCAAGGAGGCUGCUCCCGAGAGCGAAACUGAAGGCGCCGAGAAGAAGGAACCCGAACAAGAACGUGUCGAUGUUUCCGGAUUUUCGUUCAGCCUCAAUCCCGAUGUCUUCUGCGGCCAGCGUCCUCAGACUGAGGAAGAGAAGGAUGAAUGGUCCAAGGAUGAAGCAGAGGUUCGCGCAGCGUGCAAGUACCUCUCGGAAGAGAUCAUCCCCAAGAUGAUUUCGGACUUGCAAGAUGGUGACGUUGGCUUCCCCAUGGAUGGUCAGUCGCUCACCAAUCUGCUUCACAAGCGUGGUAUCAACAUGAGAUAUCUUGGAGAGGUCGCUCGUCUUGCCGACAAGCCCGAACAACCUCGUCUGCAGGCACUCAAGCAGCUCGCAAUCCAGGAAAUGAUUGCUAGAGCAUUCAAGCACGUUUCCAGCAAAUACCUCAGAUACCAGUCACCACCAUUUGUCCAGGCUUGCAUUGCUCACUUGUUGAACUGCUUGUUGGGCGCCGACCUCACCGCCAAGCCUACAGCAGAGACUGACGCUUCCCUCAAGUCCCUGUACCCAGAGGAGGACUUCUCGUUCGAAGCUGCCACACCUGAGUCUAUCAAGGCUGGCAUUGUUAGCGAAAUCAAGAAGCGUUACAGAUUUGACCUUGGCGAUGCUUGGGUGCAAGCUGGUAAGCAGGUUCAGUUGCUCCGCGAGGUUUGUCUCAAGCAAGGUCUCCAGCUUCAGGCCAAGCAAUAUGCCUUCACCAAGGAUGAUGCCCCCGCCCCAGCUCCCACCCAGGCUCCUGCACCCACCACCAAUGGAAGCUCUGGUGGAAAGAAGAAGAAGAACAAGAACAACACUGAGCGUUCGCCAGCACCUGUUUCUGCCCUCACUGCUCCCACCCAGACCUUCCACCCCGACGAUGUUCUCAACAUUGUCCCCAUCAUCAAGGAUGCAGCACCACGCAGUGUCUUGGCCGAGGAGGCUCUUGAGGCCGGUCGUAUCUCGCUCUCGCAGGACCAAAAGGAGCUUGGCCAAGAGCUGCUCCUCGAGUCUCUCUCCUUGCACGAGCAAAUCUACGGCAUCUUGCACCCCGAGGUUGCACGUGUCUACUACGCCUUGUCCACCAUCUACUAUGGUCUCGACGAGAAGACUGCCGCUGUCGAGCUUGCUCGCAAGGCCGCCAUCAUUUCCGAACGUACCCUUGGUCUUGACCACUCCGAGACUGUUCUCAGCUACCUCAACUUGAGUUUGUUCGAGCACGCAAGCGGCAACACCAAAAAUGCCCUUGCCUACAUUCGUCAUGCUCUUGACCUGUGGAAGGUUGUCUAUGGCACCAAGCACCCCGACUCCAUCACCACUAUCAACAAUGCUGCCGUUAUGUUGCAAAGCAUGAAGCAGUACCACGAGUCUCGCCUCUGGUUCGAGUCUUCCCUUGCCAUGUCGGAGGAGGUUUCUGGCAAGACAUCUGUCAGCACCGCUACCUUGCUCUUCCAGCUCGCUCAGGCAUUCGCUCUUGAUCGUGACUACAAGAGUGCCGUCAACCGCAUGCGCGAGGCUUUCAACAUCUUCAAGAAUGAGCUUGGUCCCGAUGACCGUAACACCAAGGAGGCAGAAACAUGGCUUGAGCAGCUUACCCAGAGUGCUGUUUCGCUGGCAAAGCACGCCAAAGUACUCCAGGACAAGAAGAUUAUGCUAAGACCCAAGGCCCCCAUGGUCGGUAGAGGUGCUAGACCUCAACCCUCGAUUGGCCAGAGCAUUGAAGAGGCUGCUGCUCCCAGAGCUGCGGAUGGUACCAAUGACAACAGAAGUGUCGAUGAGCUCCUGAAGUAUAUCAACGGCGACGGCAGCAAGACUACACCAAAGAAGAAGCAGACUAACCCCAAGAGAAGACAGGGAAGAUCGUAG